UACGAGUGACGUGAUGGCACGGAGGAGUUGGGCUUAACACGUUAUAAAGCUCCUCUGUCCGCGGCGAGCCACUCUUUUAAAGACGGCUGUGGCUGAAACUUCUCCUCCUGGAAGCAAACUAGAAAACCUCAACAUUGCUGUGCACCAUGAGCGAGAGACAAGGAUCUGGAGCAACUGCUGGCAACAACAAGACCUCUGCGGAACAAGAUGCUUCCAAGACGGACGUCCCGGAGGAUUUUGACAUCGACAUGGAUGCCCCAGAGACCGAGAAGGCAGCGGUCACCAUCCAGUCCCAGUUCAGGAAGUUCCAGAAGAAGAAGCGAGAUGAUGACAAGUCCUAGUGAGCGCUUCGUUGCUCCGUCACUGUGCGCAGGGAUGGCAGGUGGAAGCGAAGGCACAGUGGCAACGGUGUGAAAUUUGCAUGUAAACAAAUUCAUACCUGUGGAAACUCCCGGGGGUUGUGACAUGGUUUUGGGGGAGGGGGUGCUGUUAGUCACAUGAUAUGUCUGCGAAUUCUCAUUAUCCUGUUAUUAUAAUGACAGUUAUUUAUUAUUUUGACUGAUGUAUUAAUACCUAAUAGAGGGAGUAACAAAUAUCUGGUUUAUAUCCUGCCAUAUAUGUUUCAUAUAUCAUAAAGUCUAGCUUGUGUUUGUGUUAGAAUAUGUUUUUGUACUUGUCCUCAUACCUUCACAAUCCCUUUCUGUACGGCUUAGGACAAUGUUUCCUGAAAAGCACUUGUACUUUGCGAGUUAAUGGAGCGAGAGCUGAUGUUAGAGUUAAGGUGUUUUUUUAGAAGACUUAGCCUGGACCAUUUCAUUGACCCAGAGGCAUUUUUCUUACCUGCAUGGUACUAUCAAAACUGUCUAUCAUUGUACAUUGAAUAAAUAAAAACUAUGUGU
This is a messenger RNA of Cololabis saira (Pacific saury), 899 nucleotides long. RefSeq names its product Purkinje cell protein 4b (gene pcp4b). The coding region runs from base 147 to 341 and encodes 64 amino acids. The transcript is spliced from 3 exons. Gene Ontology annotation, cellular component: cytoplasm. The record is from RefSeq and is a predicted model, not a curated record. Gene Ontology annotation, molecular function: calmodulin binding; calcium ion binding. NCBI's taxonomy places the organism in Eukaryota, Metazoa, Chordata, Actinopteri, Beloniformes, Belonidae.